AUCAACAAAAAAAAAACACAAAAAAGAAACAAGAAGAAAAACUUGCACAAAAACAAGUAAAAAGAAAAAGGAUAGUCCUUGGAUCCAACAUUUAGCUUUCCUCGUCAAUCCAACAACAACGUUAGUUCUUUCAAAAUCGGAAGACAACCCAUUUUACACAACCACAUAAAGAACAGAAAACCAAAAGCAAAAAAGAUUUUUUUUUUUCCCCUUUUUCUUGUCUCGGGUUUAGUUUCACAAUUUGAUUGAUUCGGCCAUUGUGUGUCUUUUGGUGCUCUUCAGUUCUGGUUUCGGUGAAAAAAAAAUAUGCUUACUGCGACAUUGCAUACGUUAAGGAUUUUGUUGUUGUGAUGUGGGCAUUGUGGGGUAUUGAUGGAUGAAGGUGAAUAGGGGUGUGGGGUGGGGGGAAGGUUUAACCAAAGUGGAUACCUUUAAGAGAAUGAGCAAAGAAAUCAAUGGCAUUGUGAAGGCUUGGGAAACAACAGUGCGUAAAUCAAGUGGUGCAAAGAAAAGGACAAACAGCAUCUUCACACCGAUGUUUGUGGCCCACGUUGAUGACGAUGAGUCAGCAGCGGUGUGCCAAGUUGAGAAGAUUCUCCCCAAUGGUGACUUCUACACAGGCCAAUGGCUUCAGAGGUUCCCCCAUGGCCAAGGGAAAUACCUGUGGACAGAUGGGUGCAUGUAUGUUGGUGAAUGGAGCAAAGGAACCACCACAGGGAAGGGAAGAUUUAGUUGGCCUAGUGGUGCCACCUAUGAAGGUGAAUUCAAAUGUGGUAACAUGGAUGGGAAAGGCACUUACAUUGGUUCUUCUGGGGACACCUACAAGGGGUCUUGGAUGAUGAACUUCAAACAUGGGCAAGGGACUGAGAGCUACCCCAAUGGGGAUUUCUAUGAUGGGGAAUGGAAGAAGGGGUUGCACAAUGGGCAUGGAAGGUACCAAUGGAAGAAUGGGAACCAAUACAUUGGGCAAUGGAAGAAUGGGGUGUUUUGUGGGAAUGGGACAAUGAUGUGGAGCAAUGGGAAUAGGUAUGAUGGGUGUUGGGAGGAAGGGUUACCUAAGGGAAAUGGUACAUUUAGGUGGGGUGAUGGUAGUUUCUAUGUUGGGGUUUGGAGUCAAGAUCCAAAGGAGCAGAGUGGGACUUUUUACCCUGGUGCUUCUGAUAGGCCUGCAGAUUGGGAUCCUCAAGAUGUGUUCAAUGUGGAGUUGAUUGAUUGCCAGAUUUGUCCUUGUGAGAAGGUUUCAAUUUACCCUUCACAGAAGACAUUGAGUGUGAGUUGUGGAGAGGAGGAUAAUAAGCUAGUGAGUAAGAAGAGAAUUGAUGGGAGUGGGAGGCCAAGGUGGACGUCAGAGGAUGGAAGAAUUAGUAAUUACAACUCUGAAUGUGAAGAUGGGGCUUAUGCUUUUGAUGUUGCUAGGAAAUCUGGAUUUGAUGCCUCGGUGGAUCAUUCAAAUCAGGGUCGGGAUACUAGUUUAUCACGUUUGAGAAUAAAGAAUCCCAAGAGACAAGGAGAGACCAUAUCUAAAGGCCACAAGAAUUAUGAGCUUAUGUUGAAUUUGCAGCUAGGUAUCAGACAUUCUGUUGGAAGACCUGCUCCAAGUGCAUCUCUUGAUUUAAAGAAUUCUGCAUUUGAUCCCAAAGAAAAAGUAUGGACUAGAUUUCCACCAGAAGGAUCCAAGCACACCCCACCCCACCCAUCUUGUGAAUUUAGAUGGAAAGACUACUGUCCAGUAGUGUUCAGGGCUCUCAGAAAAUUGUUCAAAGUUGAUCCUGCUGAUUACAUGAUAUCAAUUUGUGGGAAUGAUGCCCUUAGGGAGCUCUCAUCCCCUGGGAAAAGUGGAAGCUUUUUCUAUUUAACCAAUGAUGAUCGUUACAUGAUAAAGACCAUGAAGAAAGCAGAAGUAAAAGUUUUUAUGAGAAUGCUUCCUGCUUAUUAUAAACAUGUUCGAGCUUUUGAGAACACUCUAGUCACCAGGUUUUAUGGCCUCCAUUGUGUUAAACUAACAGGGAGUGCACAAAAGAAGGUUCGCUUUGUCAUCAUGGGAAACCUAUUUUGUUCUCAACAUGCCAUUCACAAGCGCUUUGACUUAAAAGGUUCAACCUUUGGUCGCAAUACUGAUAAACCCGAAUCAGAAAUAGAGCCAACAACAACGCUCAAGGACCUCGACCUAAAUUUUAUAUUCCGGUUGCAGAAGUCAUGGUUCCAAGAAUUCUGCAGGCAAGUGGAUAGGGACUGUGACUUUCUUGAACAAGAGAGGAUUAUGGAUUACAGUAUGUUGGUGGGUCUUCAUUUCAAAGAAACAACAUCAAGUGGCACUGUUACACCUAGUCGUCAUAGUACAUCGGGUUGCACGCCAACCAGUUUCAAUGAUGCAGGCCCUCGUCUUUCUGGAGUGGAUAUAGAUCAUCUUAUUAUGGAUCCUAGCAGGUGGAUUCAAUUAGGAGUAAACAUGCCAGCUCGAGCUGAAAUGACUAUGAGAAAAAGCACCAGUGACACUCCUCAGUUGGUUGGACAACCAACUGGGGAGUUAUACGAGAUCAUCAUUUUUUUCGGUAUUAUAGACAUAUUACAAGACUAUGAUAUCAGUAAAAAGCUUGAGCAUGCUUACAAAUCAUUCCAAUAUGAUCCAACUUCAAUCUCUGCAGUUGAUCCAAGACUAUACUCAAAACGCUUUCGUGAUUUCAUCUUCAGAGUUUUUGUAGAGGACACUUGAAAGUGUGUAGUUUUGAUGCUAAAUAUUCAACUUGCAACUGGUGGCCACCAAUGUAAAGUUUUAAGGAAAUGACAAAGUUCUAACCAACACAUUGAUGAUACUCAUACCCAGUUUGGCAACCAACACACUUAUUGGAGGCUAUUUGUGAUCAGAAAGGAGAUACAAAUUUUCUAAAUCUUGUUCAUUUUAAUGUCCAUCAUCCUCCACAUCCCUUCUUUUUAGUGGCUUUAUUUUAUUUAUAGUCACAACAAAUGUAUGUUGUAGUGUAGAUCAAUUGAUGUUAAGAGUUAAUUAAAGCCUUUUCCAAUUGUAAAUGAAUUAACAAAGGGAAAACCAAGAUUGGAAAUUAUUCUUUUUUGUAACCAUUUUCUUUGGUCUCCUAAAUGAGGCCUAUGAGAUUCAGCAUUGGAUAAAAUGUACAUACAGAAGAAGAUGAGGUGGAAAAUUAGUUGUGUGCAAAAGUAGAUAAUUUUUAGGAAUGUUGCA
Molecule: messenger RNA, 3199 nt
Organism: Cajanus cajan (pigeon pea)
Lineage: Eukaryota; Viridiplantae; Streptophyta; Magnoliopsida; Fabales; Fabaceae
Product: phosphatidylinositol 4-phosphate 5-kinase 6
Biological process (GO): phosphatidylinositol phosphate biosynthetic process
Cellular component (GO): plasma membrane
Molecular function (GO): ATP binding; 1-phosphatidylinositol-4-phosphate 5-kinase activity
Source: RefSeq, a predicted model, not a curated record